CGUCGCGUCCAUUUGCAUUACUACCAAGCAAGAUGUCGGAGAGUGAGAAACUUCGGAAGAUUUUCAUCGGUGGAUUAAACUGGAAUACCACCGAAGAAGGUCUCAAGGACUAUUUUUCGCAAUGGGGAACAAUUGUAGACUGUGUUAUUAUGAAGAGAGAUGGGAGAUCUCGCGGGUUUGGUUUUGUAACUUACGAAUCAUCAGACUCGGUAAAUGAGGUUCUGAAGAAGAAGGACCAUGUGCUUGAUGAUCGGGAAAUCGAACCUAAACGUUCAGUUCCUAGAGAUGAAUCCGGCGCCCCCGAAGCAAUGUCUAAGACCAGAAAGAUCUUCGUCGGCGGGCUAGCUAGUACUACAGUGGAAGAAGAUAUCAAAGAGUAUUUUAACAGUCUGUGUCGAAAGAAUGGUAUGGGAGAAGUUAUAGACGUUGACCUGAAGCGAGACAGAGACAAUCCGAAGCGUAUUCGAGGGUUUGCCUUCGUUACAUUUGAUAACGAUGAGAUUGUCGAGAAAGUGUGCGCAAUGAAGUACCACGAGAUAAGAAUGAAGCAGUGUGAAGUGAAAAAAGCCGAGCCUCAGUCUGCCAUGAGAAAGAAAGACGAGCAGGAAUACAAUAGCCGGUCCUCGCGGGACAAAGAUCGGGAUUAUCGAGACCGCGAUUUUGGCCGUGACCGGGAUUACCGUGAUCGAGAUUACCGUGAUCAUCGCGACCGAGACCGGGAUCGCGAUCGCGACCGGGACCGCGACCGUCGUGAUGACCGAGGUAGUACUAAACUGGAUGCGAACGGGCAUCACAGUGACAAGAGUAGCAGGAAUGGGGAAGGCAGCUUUGGUUACCUAAAUCCAUUUGCAUUUGGUGCUAGUGGUUUUAACCCAGCUUUUGCUGGCUUUGGUAGUAUGGGAUUUGGUGGUUUCCCUGGUGCUUUUGGCUAUGGUGGGUUCCCAAGUGGUUUUGGUGGGUUUGGUUUUGGUGCUGACAAGGCUGGCUAUAGUAGUGAGAGUAGAGGUUAUUCUGGAACGGCAGACCCUGAUGUUGCUGGCGGGCGGGGUAGUAUUCCAUUGUCUUCUAGGGAAAGUGCUGGAUAUGGUGGAGCAGGUGCUACCCCAUAUAGUGGUUAUAGUCAGAUGACUGCUGCCGCCAUGGCCUCAGGAACUCCUUCAGAAUUCUCAGGUAGCUAUCCACCAGGCAUGUUUAACUCUGGGUAUGGUUACGGGACAAGUGCUGCAGGGGCGAGCUCUAGUACAGAAACCCCCUCUGCGAAAGGCUUUCCUGCUUCAGCUACUCCAGAAUUCCCUUUGGGAAGCUACAGUCAGAUGAGUUCCAGUUUUGGUCCUUCAGCGAGGGGUGGCUCAGCACGCUCCUUGCCAAGCACAGACUCCAAGUAUCGUCCAUACUAAAGGUCAUACCAAAGCUCUAGCCAGAGAAAUGCAGGCAGAAAUGCCAGAGCAGUGCAGACAAUAACUUAAAUGGUAUCUUAGCGGAAUGAAGAGGGAAGUGGCAGAGUGCAGGUGAUAAGUGACAAGGCAAGCAGCAGAAUGAAGAGUGUUAAUGACAAGGCAAGCAGCAGUGAACAGCAAAGGCAAGCAGUGAAGACAACAGUUCAUAAGGAAGCAACUCUGACAAGAGGCAACCAUAUAGCAAGAGCAAUCAACUUCAUAAAGCACAUACUGUAAGCCAUCACUAGGAGUUUCUUAGGAUAACAUUUAAGGAAUUGGGAAGCAUUAUUAUACAGUGUUUUAACUAAUUUAUUAGUACGUUCCUAGUAAGACAUAAUCCAAUGCAAUAGUAAUUACAACUUGAGUGUACAGUCCACUUUGAAUUUUUAAUCAUCAAGAUAAUAUUCUAGUUUACUGUGUAGUAGACAAAAGUUCAGUUCCAUGAGUUAUAUUCUAGAUUAUUUUGAAGUGAUAAAUUUUGACAAUAGCCUUAUGAUUGCUGUAGAAAUGGAAACUAAAUAAAGUGGAUUUUAGUGAA
Nematostella vectensis (starlet sea anemone) is the source of this 1974-nucleotide messenger RNA. RefSeq names its product heterogeneous nuclear ribonucleoprotein A1-like 2. The transcript has 3 exons. NCBI's taxonomy places the organism in Eukaryota, Metazoa, Cnidaria, Anthozoa, Actiniaria, Edwardsiidae. Gene Ontology annotation, molecular function: RNA binding. Bases 33 to 1397 code for a protein of 454 amino acids. The record is from RefSeq and is a predicted model, not a curated record.